AUACAGUGUUUGGGUUGUUCUUCAUAAAAAAAUUGGAUAUAUUUUAACUGGCAAUUGUAAAUGCAUGGCAGGUCUGGGAUCUGUAUGCAGCCAUGUGGCUGCAUUGCUGUUUAAGAUCGAAGCAUGCAUUCGAACUGAAGUUCAUAAGACUGCGGUGACUAGUAAAUUGUGUCAAUGGAACCAAGUAAAAAGAAAAGCAGAAGCAUCAUCAUUGCAAAAUAUAUCUUUUAAUAGACCAAAACUUAACGAUUUACCAAUUGAAAGGACAUUGUCUAACAGUAAUAGUAAAAAUUAUACUGUCAAUGCAGAACAAUCCAUUAUAAAUUUAGGUGUAGAUAAAGUCAUAGAACUGCAAAAAAUUAUGCCUAAAGCAGCUUAUUUUAACUAUGUAAAUGUCUUGGAACUUUCCUAUGAUACUGAGGGUACUUUAACAUCUGAUGAGAAUGAAGAAAAUCUAUGUCCAGAACCUCUUACUAGUCUAUUUGAUUAUGAAGCAAUCAAUUUAGAUAGUGCCACUCUCAAAGAUAUAUGUAAUUUAAAAUAUGAAGAAUACAAAUCAACUUACACUUCAAAAUCAUUUAAUUUUUUAUCUGAAAAUACUAAACUGCAAAGUUUAUCUAGUGCAUGGAAUAUUCACAGAGCAGGCAGAAUUACAGCAUCUAAUUUUUAUGAAGUUAUGCAUUUUAAAUAUAAAAACUCAAGUAACUCGUUGCUUAAUAAGUUAAUGUGUUAUACCAAAGCACCAAACACACCUUCUUUAACUUACGGCAGAGAAAUGGAAUGCAAAGCCAGGGAACACUAUCAAACUAUUAUGAAAGAAAAACACAAUGAUUUUCAAGUGACAGCUACUGGCCUUCAUAUUUUAUACAAUAAGCCAUAUCUAGGAGCGUCCCCUGAUUCUAUAGUGAGCUGCUCUUGCCACAGUGAUGGUUUGCUCGAAAUUAAAUGUCCAUUUAAUUAUCGAAAUGGUUUAGUUAACUGGGAAAUGGAUAAUAAUUUCCCUAUUGACUCAUCUGGAACCAUGAAGAAAAAUCACAAAUAUUAUGCACAAGUUCAAGGUCAAUUAUAUGUUCUAAAUAAAGAAUAUUGUGAUUUUUUUGUCUGGGCUCCAAAUCAUUAUUUAUUAAUUCGAGUUACUAAAGACUUAGAGUUUAUUGAUGAAAUGAUGCCUUUGCUCUGGAAAUAUUUCAUUGAAUGUUUACUACCUGAAGUUGUUACACGUAAAAAUGAUGUAUGUUUAGACAAUAAGCAAAAGUAUUACUGUACUUGUAAAAGACCCUGUUUUGUAAAGUUGAAUGGUUUCAUUAUUCUUGUGUGA
This is a messenger RNA of Hydra vulgaris (swiftwater hydra), 1318 nucleotides long. NCBI's taxonomy places the organism in Eukaryota, Metazoa, Cnidaria, Hydrozoa, Anthoathecata, Hydridae. The record is from RefSeq and is a predicted model, not a curated record.